UAUUGUAGAAAAGUAACGAAACUAUAUUCUAGAAAUAUGUAAUUCUUAAUAUAUAAGAAUUGUUUGUAAAGUUGGAAUCUUAGAUUUAAAGACAAGUAUAUUUGUAAGAAUUUCAGAUAUUCUAUAGGAUACCAGUUUAUGUAAAUACACUAUGCAUGGUGUGAUAGGGCUCUUGGUUGGCGUCGCAGCAAUAUUUGCUUUUUCUGCAAGUGGAUUUUUUUUCACAUCAGAUGAGAAAGUAACGGUUAUUGAAACCAGACAUCUAGUUCACAAGUUGGUAGAACAGAAUUUUGACAGUAAGAACCAAAGAUCUAUUAGAAAACAGAUAACAGAAUGUCUCAGGGACAGUUAUCAAUAUUUAGCUAUGAGCAUGUAUUUCGACCAGGCAGAAGUGGCACUUCCAGGUUUCCAUAAGAUGUUCAAAGAGUAUUCUAACAGAGAGAUGUCAAAUGCUGUAAAAUUAAUGACAUAUAUGAACCUAAGAGAAGGAUCAAAUAAGUUUCUAGGAAUUCCUGAACCAAGAAUUUCUUAUGAAUGGCAUGAUGGAGAAACAGCAUUAAUAACAGCUUUAAGAAUGGAACAUAAAGCUAAUACCAAGUUCCAGACCAUAAUACAACUAGCAUUGGAAAAGAAUGAUCCACACCUAAAACAGUUUAUAGAGGAUAACUUCCUGGACCAAAAAGUUAAAAUCAUUAAAGAACUUGGAGAUAAAGUAACACAGCUUGGAAAAUACAGUUCAGAAAAGAAAGGGCUGGGAUUACAAAUGUUUGAUAACACAUUACUUUGAUCUCUGGUGUGCUACUACCACUGUGAUAUUAUCUCUAUUGAGAUUUGGUGUGUACUUAUAUGAAUAAAUUGGAUCAAAUAAU
Mytilus californianus (California mussel) is the source of this 869-nucleotide messenger RNA. Its product is annotated as ferritin heavy chain-like. The record is from RefSeq and is a predicted model, not a curated record. The transcript has 5 exons. Gene Ontology annotation, biological process: iron ion transport; intracellular iron ion homeostasis. The coding region runs from base 152 to 787 and encodes 211 amino acids. NCBI's taxonomy places the organism in Eukaryota, Metazoa, Mollusca, Bivalvia, Mytilida, Mytilidae. Gene Ontology annotation, molecular function: ferric iron binding; ferrous iron binding. Gene Ontology annotation, cellular component: cytoplasm.